Messenger RNA from Thermochaetoides thermophila DSM 1495, 2172 nucleotides. RefSeq names its product glutamate-cysteine ligase-like protein. Gene Ontology annotation, cellular component: glutamate-cysteine ligase complex. Gene Ontology annotation, biological process: glutathione biosynthetic process. NCBI's taxonomy places the organism in Eukaryota, Fungi, Ascomycota, Sordariomycetes, Sordariales, Chaetomiaceae. The record is from RefSeq and is a predicted model, not a curated record. Bases 1 to 2172 code for a protein of 723 amino acids. Gene Ontology annotation, molecular function: glutamate-cysteine ligase activity. The transcript is spliced from 4 exons.
AUGGGUCUCCUAGCACUUGGAACGGCCUUGGAUUGGCCAGAUGCCAAAAAGCAGGCCAAUCUUGUCAGGUCAUGGGGUAUCAAGGUCCGUUCAGACUUUAUGUUGUCCCUCCUGCCUUCCGUGAAGGCUGGGAAAGCGAAUGAUGCAAUGGAGAUCAGGCUGACACCGUUUCCGCAGCAACUUCUUGAGAUAUGGAACAAAGCCAAGGGCAAAGAGCGUGAUGCGAUGCUCUGGGGUGAUGAGGUUGAGUAUCUGGUUGUGGUUUAUUCUAAGGAAAGCCCCAAGGUGUUGUUAUCCUUGAGGCAAGCAGACAUUCUGAAAGCUCUGGAGAACAUCAAAGAUGUGCCCGAGAAAGCUGCGGAUGGGCAGUCCACACGGUCACCCCCAGUCUUCCACCCUGAAUUCGGCCGGUUUAUGCUCGAGGCUACCCCUGGGAAGCCAUGGGGAAUCGAGUUCAGAGAACUACUGGAAGUCGAGCCGAACAUGAAGGCCAGGAGGAGGAUUGCCAAAGCACACAUGUUGCCAAACGAGUAUCCAAUCACCCUAACGACCUUCCCGAGACUCGGUGUCCCGGGGGUCUUCACGGAACCGUUCUACCCAGUCUCAGGCCCCAAACUAAGGUCACAAUUCGUCCCUGACGAGAUCGCCAACCCUCACAUUCGCUUCCCGACACUCGCUGCAAAUAUCAGGGCUCGCAGAGGCCGCAAGGUGCAGGUGAAUGUGCCUGUCUUCCGCGAUGAGAAGACACCUUGGCCAUGGAAGGACCCGACUGUUAACUAUGACUUGCACAAUUGGCCCGAGGACGACGAUGUACGCAACGGUGCGGCUCCGGAUAACUAUAUUCAUAUGGAUGCGAUGGCUUUUGGUAUGGGUAGCUGCUGCCUGCAGAUCACUUUUCAGGCCAAGAACAUUACCGAAGGUCGCCAGAUGUACGACCAAUUGAGCCCUCUGGGUCCCAUCAUGCUGGCCUUGACUGCUGCCACUCCUAUUUACAAGGGAUUUUUGGCCGAUACAGAUGUCAGGUGGAAUCAGAUCAGCAAAGCUGUUGAUGACCGGACUCCUGAAGAGCUAGGCGAGAAGCCCCUGAAGAAUGACCGCUGGCGGAUUCCCAAGUCUCGCUACGCCUCUAACUCGACAUACAUCUCUGAAGACCCGAGGCUGCGCCCCGAGUAUCUGGAUCCCGAUCUCGUUAUUGAUGAGUCUAUCAAGCAGCAGCUCCUGGACGGCGGCAUGGACGACCGGCUGGCCACUCAUUUCGCCCAUCUUUUCAUUCGUGAUCCCAUUGUCAUCUUCUCUGAGGACCUCCAGGAACUCGACUUGACUAAGACAGACCAUUUUGAGAACAUUCAAAGCACAAACUGGCAGCACAUGCGCUUCAAGCCCCCACCUGCCGACAAUAAUAUCGGCUGGCGUGUCGAGUUCCGGCCCAUGGAGAUCCAAAUCACCGACUUCGAGAACGCAGCCUUUGCUGUCUUCAUCGUUCUUGUUACUCGUGUCAUUCUCAGCUUUGGCCUUAACUUCUACAUCCCUAUCAGAAAGGUUGACGAGAACAUGGAGACUGCUCAUGCCCGCGACGCUGUGCUGACUCGCAGAUUCCAUUUCCGGCGCAACCUGUUCCCUCCCUCACGGCCAUCUCGCUCGGCCUCCUCCCGGUCUGGUUCGGGAACCUCAACACCAAUGUCUACGUCUUCUGGUUCGAGCACUCCCGCUGCUCCGGUUGAGUCUGAGUACCGCCUGAUGACCAUCAACGAGAUCAUCAACGGCACUGCCUACGCUCGGGCAAACUCUCAAUACCAGAGACAGCAGCCUGACCUUCAACAAGACGACUACGACCACUCUGAUUACCUUGAGGAGGAGGACUUCCCUGGUCUGAUCCCCCUCGUUGAGUCAUACCUCGACUCGGUCAAUGUCGACGUUACGACCCGGUGCCAGCUGGCGCGGUACUUGGACCUGAUUCGCAAGCGUGCCUCAGGAGAGCUGUGGACCGCGGCCCACUGGAUCAGAGAGUUCGUGGCGAGACAUCCAAGGUAUGAAAAGGAUAGUGUUGUUGGUGAAGAGAUCGCAAAGGAUCUUGUGGGAGCUGUUGUGGCUAUAGGAGAGGGUAAGGGGGAGAGCGUGUGGGGAGUGGACAAGUUCUUGGGGAGGUUUGUUCCUAAGGAUCCUAUCCAUUAA